AGGGGAAGAUUUAAUAUAUUCAGUGUUAUAAUUUGAUUGCGGCUACCAAUCACUCAACCUAUUAUAUCGACUAAUAGCGUCUUCUUUUGUAAUACAGCGGUAAGAUUUCAGCCUUGCAUGAAACUUUUUCUUUCAAAACAAAACCAACUAUAGCUGCUUAAUUUCGUAUGACGGUUUAUUUACGGUUACACGUAACUUUUGAUUUUCGACAUCGCCUAUUUCGUUUCGGAUUCAAAAACAAAUCGUUCAACACGGAUGAAUGCCGUGUCGUCUUUGUGCAUGGGUGAAUGAAUUGGUUGUUGCUCUAUAAAGAUGUGAUGGUGAAGCUUUUAUCAACUUCAAUCAUAGAUCAUGUUUGAAUGGUUAUGUACACCAGGAGUUAGUGAUAGCGCAUAACUGUUUAUACCAUGAGAUUUUACCAGCUCUUUUCAGUGAUUUUGAUAUGCUGGAAUGUUCGUGCCUCUUUAGACAGCGAAGGCAGUGGUAUAAAUCACGGCUACCCUUACAAUAUUGAUGUGCCCUCAGUUCUUCGUAAAUAUGACAUUUACGACACCGGCAAGUCUAUUGAAGCCAAGCGAGCUUCUGAUGAGAGUCAGCAGAGUGAAGAAGAUGAUGAAACGGACUAUGGAACAUACGAACAUGCUGAAAGUCAUCGUGAUUAUGAACGAGAGUAUUUGAAUUGGAAUUGGCGAAGCUAUGACCAAUCAAACGUUUAUCAAGCCAGAGGGAAAACGUGCAAAACAAAGGAGUGUUACAGCGCUGCUGAGGAAGUAAAAAGUGGCCUUGACAUGUCCAUAGACCCUUGUCAAGAUUUCGAUAGAUUUGCAUGCGGCGGAUGGCGAUCUCACAAUCCUAUCCCCAAGUCCCAGUCUCAGUGGACACAAUUUACGAAACUCUGGCAACAAGAGGAAGCGCUUUUGAGGGAUCUUAUCGAAAGACAAGCUAAUAGUUCAGCCAAUUCCUCAGCGGCACUUGUCUACGCUUGGUAUUCUUCAUGUUUAAACGAAACAGAGAGAAAGAAGAGCGGUGAUAAACCCUUACUUGAACUUAUAUUACAACUUGAUUCCUGUCCGCUUAUCAGUCCAAGCACGUGGUCCCCGCAUCGCUGGUCGUUCGUGGAUCACUUUGUCUGGCUCAACCGCCUAGCAAUUCAUCCAUUUUUCUUCAAAAGUAUUGUUGACGCUGAGUCCUUCGCAGAUGUUGUUGGAGUCUCCAGGUUUCUACAUCGCCAGUGGAACAUAUUACAAAGAAGUGCGAAAAGCAUACAUCAAAAUGAUGAUUCAUCUUUUUUGAAGCUUCGAGAAUCUCUUGGUCUGUCUCAUAUAAAUUCUGUUUAUUCAUUUCGAAAUAUGAUCGUGAAUAUUUUGAUAUUGGAAAGCAAUAUUGCAAAGGUGUUGCUUCGCUGGAAGAUGCCGACUUACCAAAAAAUGACUUUGAAUCGAUUACAACGUGAGAUUCCAGAGUUUCCGUGGAAGCUUUACAUUCAGAAGUUGUAUUCCAACAUCACUCAGAAGAAACCGAUUACCGGGGAUGAGAUGAUUGGAGUAUCAAAACUGGGUGCAUUGAAAAGAAUCGCGCAUAUUUUGAGAUUUACACCAAAAUCGAUAAAAGCAAACUUUUUAAUGUGGAACAUUGCUUACCACUUCUCGGGGGAUAUCAGCUCAGAUUAUGAAAUUGUAAGACAUCGCUUUGUCGUCGCGAUGUAUGGUAAUCAGCAGCGCAAGGCCAGGUGGCGUGAAUGUGUAUCAUCCACAAGCGCAGCUCUUUCAAUGGCCCUUGGCAAAUUAUUUGUCGAAGAGCAUUUUGACAUGCACAGUAAAAAUAGAGCGGAAAAAAUUAUUGAGGAUAUCCGACAACAGUUGAUGAAAGAUUUUGAGAAUAUAUCAUGGAUGGAUAACACUACAACAAAGAAUGCCAAAGAGAAGGCAGAAGCAAUUGUUAAGAAUAUUGGAUUUCCAAAAUUUAUUUUGAACGAUACCUUGGUUGGAUAUUACUACAGUGGAAUGUCAUUCAGCCCGGAGAAGUUUUUGAGGAACAUUAUAGUGCGUCGUAUAGUUAUAUCACGGAAUACAUUGAUGUCUAGAGAAAUAAAACCCAAUCGAGCAAGAUGGUCGAUGGCUCCACAGGAAAUCAAUGCCUAUUACAGUCAGGAAUACAACAAGAUAGUAUUUCCAGCUGGAAUUCUGCAGCGACCAUUUUGGCAUGCUUCCUAUCCGAUGUCAAUGCAGUACGGUGGUUUGGGAUAUAUUGUGGGCCACGAGAUUAGUCAUGGAUUUGAUGUCAGCGGAAUGCACUACGACAAGAACGGAAAUUAUAUUAGUUGGUGGACUAAGUCAUCGAAAUAUGCCUUUUUGAUGAAAUCCCUGUGCUUGAGAGACCAAUAUUCAAACUACACGAUCUUUGGGAAACACAUGAAUGGGAUUGCAACUUUGGGCGAAAAUAUUGCAGACAACGGCGGAAUACGCUUGGCUUAUAAGGCAUAUCAAAAAUGGAAGAAAGACAAUGGCAGCGAUGAACAACUUUUGCCGGAUUUCCCUUUUACAAACGAACAAUUGUUUUUCCUGAAAGGUGCACAGAUGUGGUGUGCUAAUAUCCGCAAGAAAGUUGCUCUUAACAUGAUCGAUACUGAUGAACAUACGUUGAAAAUGUUCAGGAUCAUUGGUCCGUUUUCCAACUCAGAAGCGUUCUCAAAGGCUUUCAAAUGUCCGCCAGGAAAGCGAAUGAAUCCUGUAAAAAAAUGCCGCGUUUGGUAGAGGAAUAUUUUAAAUGAAAGAUAAAUUAUAUUUUUGACGUAUCAA
Dendronephthya gigantea is the source of this 2798-nucleotide messenger RNA. Its product is annotated as neprilysin-4-like. NCBI's taxonomy places the organism in Eukaryota, Metazoa, Cnidaria, Anthozoa, Malacalcyonacea, Nephtheidae. The coding region runs from base 408 to 2753 and encodes 781 amino acids. Gene Ontology annotation, biological process: protein processing. The transcript has 22 exons. The record is from RefSeq and is a predicted model, not a curated record. Gene Ontology annotation, cellular component: plasma membrane. Gene Ontology annotation, molecular function: metalloendopeptidase activity.